CAUUCCGCAGCCUCCGCUGCCGCCAUUUUUGUUGGGGCUGACAACCUGCAAGCCAAGAAGUACGAGAAGGGCCAGGCGCGGUGGCUCACGCCUGUAAUCCCAGCACUUUGGGAGGCCGAGACGGGUGGAUCACCUGAGGUCAGGAGUUCGAGACCAGCCUGACCAACGUGGUGAAAUCCUGUCUCUACUAAAUACAAAAUAUUAGCCGGGCGUGGGGGCGCGUGCCUGUAAUCCCAGCUACUUGGGAGGCUGAGGCAGGAGAAUCGCUUGAACCCGGGAGGCGGAGAUUGCAGUGAGCCGAGAUUCCGCCACUGCACUCCACCCUGGGCAACAAGAGCUAAAACUCUGUCUCAGAAAAAAAAAAAAAAAAAAAAAAGUACAAGGAAAAACUCGCAGACAGCGAGCUUUUCGCCAGUGCCAGGAAUACAGAUAGAAUGAGAGCGACUAAGAGAGGGAGCGCGCGCACUAGCGCGAGAGGGAAAGGGCGAGAGCGCGCGCGCCGAUGACGUCACGCUCGGCGUCUCGGCCAUCUUAGCUGUAGAGAGAGAGGCUGCAACUUCGGAAGUGCGGAGCGGGUGCGGCUAUAUAAAUGCUGAGGCUCGGAGGCGGUGGGCUUUUGUUGGGCCUGGCUGUAGCCGCAGCAGCGGUGACAGUAGCAUGGCUUAUGGGCUGGUGGGGUCCCCGCGCUGGUUUUCGCCUUUUCAUACCUGAGGAGCUGUCUCGCUACCGCGGCGGCCCAGGGGACCCGGGCCUCUACUUGGCGUUGCUCGGCCGCGUCUACGAUGUGUCCUCCGGCCGGAGGCACUACGAGCCUGGGUCCCACUAUAGCGGCUUCGCAGGCCGAGACGCGUCCAGAGCAUUUGUGACCGGGGACUAUUCUGAAGCAGGCCUUGUGGAUGAUAUAUCUGAUUUGUCAGCCGCUGAGAUGCUGACACUUCAAAAUUGGCUUUCAUUCUAUGAGAAGAAUUAUGUAUGUGUUGGAAGGGUGAUAGGACGGUUCUACGGAGAGGAUGGGCUGCCUACCCCGGCACUGACCCGGGUAGAAGCUGUGAUCACCGGAGGCUUGGAGUCCAACAAACUAGAACUGCAAGAGAAGCAGACAUUCCCGCCGUGCAACGCGGAAUGGAGCUCAGCCAGGGGCAGCCGGCUCUGGUGCUCCCAGAAGAGUGGAGGUGUGAGCAGAGACUGGAUUGGCGUCCCCAGGAAGCUGUAUAAGCCAGGUGCUAAGGAGCCCCGCUGCGUGUGUGUGAGAACCACCGGCCCCCCUAGUGACCAGAUGCCGGACAACCCUCCACACAGAAAUCGUGGGGACCUGGACCACCCAAACCUGGCGGAGUACACAGGCUGCCCACCGCUAGCCAUCACAUGCUCCUUCCCACUCUAAGCCAUAGCCUUUUCUGUUGAUAACACACAGAGAGCUCUGCCAAGCACCUGAGUAGGCCCUUGACACUUGUGUGCCCUGGGAUGCCCCCUGGGGCGAAUCAGGAGGGUCUGGAAGGACUCUGGCUGUAUUCUGCAAAUGUGGCUCAUGCCCCUGACCGUGGCUCGGCGUUGUGGUGCCUGAGGGACAGCCGGCCACCUGCCCAGUACUGGUCAGCUUUUCACCACUAUUCCCUUUGACCUACCGGCCAUCUUCCUCACAGCCCUCAGGUAUCAACAGGCACAAAUAAGACCAACUCAAUUUCCACUUGAAUUUACAACCAAAAGCCUGCUGCGUUGAUUACAGCUGGGCCAAUACAGUAAGAGGCAAUAACAAAUCAGUGUGGGUUGAUUCUGGAAUUGGAAAAGCUUUUGCUUGUAUGGAUAUAGCAAAUCCAGAUGUCUCUGAACAAAGCAACAAUUUAAAGCAACGACAUUUUCUCUCCUUUAAGCACUUAAAAUCAGGUGUGGUGUGUUUUCAAAGGCAGGAAGUCUGCAUUUUGAGCAAAAGGUGGUUUCCCAGCUCUAACAAGGUAACUGGUUAGCAUGACAUUAAAGUUCGGGCAAGGCUGCAAACUUAAGGUGGCUGGGCUUGCUGCUUGCCCAGUGGUUUGUAUGUCCAGGGUCAUCUGGCAAAUGUCAUACCUGUUACCUCUUGACUACUUGUUAAGGUAGAUGGGGGCAAGGAGUGUUCCUACUUCAGACGGAGAAGUGGGACCAGCACUACCACAGACAGCGCUCCACGGCCUCUGUGCAUCGCCUCGUCAGAGCCUCUACCCGGCUCCCUUUCCCGCUCAGCCUCACCCUCAACAUCCACUAGCUUCCUCCCUCUCUGUCACUGUCUCCUUUUUCUCCAUCAUUCAUUUCACUAAAUCGCUUUCCAGAUUCACAGACUAGAAAAUGGAGGCUGCCUCCCCCUCACUGGCAGACCCGGCUCACUGCCCCUAUGGCCACAGCUGUUCCUUACACUUGGGCUCUGGCUCAUGGCUCCUUUUGCCUGCCCCCACCAUCUUCCUCACCUUCCCCUCUUGUACCUUUAACCUCUCCCCGCCUCCUGGAUCUUCCCCCAGGUAUGCAUCAAACGGCUCACUUCUCUCACAUCAUAAACACUCCCUCAACUCCAGUUUUGGCUUAUACUCACUAGCUUUGCUUUUCAGCCCCAUUUGCUCUAAAAAUCAGGAGAAAUUCUGCAUUGGCACAUUGCGUGGUGACAUCCAGUUCUUACCUUUGUCACACUGGACACUGUGGACCGUGGGGUCCUCCAUGAAACCCUCGCUGGGCUUUCUCCUGCUUCCCUUUUUGUGUCUGCCCAUUCCUUCUUAAUUGCCUUGAGAACCCCAUUUUGCCUCCACAAACCCCUUUCCAUUGGCUCCUCUCACACCAAAUCCGGCAGUUACUUAGACCGUCAAACCUGCACCUCUACUCCAGGCAGCUUUCCAGAGCAUUUCACCUUCCCCUCCCAUGCUGCUGCUAGUUCUCCAAGUGAACGGCACCACCAGCUACACGCACAGUCAGCAUCUGAGCAGCCAUCACACUCCAUCCUCCCUUCCCUCCUCCUAACCCGCCUACAGGUCUUGGGAGCUCUGCCUCCCUCAUUCUCUCCUUUCCCUUCCCUCUUAUCUGUCCCUAGUACUCUUCCUCUGGCCUAGGCUGUCAUUUCUCACUUGGAUUACUGAAGGAUCCUAACUGUACUCCCUCCAAUCCCUCCUCCAUACUGCUGGGAGCCAUCUUUCUUUCUUUUUUUUUUUUUUUGAAAUGGAGUCUUGCUCUUUUGCCCAGGCUGGAGUGCAGUGGCGUGAUCUCGGCUCACUGCAACCUCAGUGGCACGAUCUUGGCUCACUGCAACCUCCACUUCCUGGGUUCAAGCGAUUCUCCUGCCUCAGCCUCCCAAGUAGCUGGGAUUACAGGCAUGUGCCACUACACCCAGCUAAUUUUUGUAUUCUUAGUAGAGAUGGGGUUUCACUACAUUGGUCAGGCUGGUCUUGAAAUCCUGACCUUGUGAUCCGCCCACCUCGUCCUCCCAAAGUGCCAGGAUUGCACGCGUGAGCCACCGCGCCUGGCCAAGCUCUUUCUUAAAGAUGAUCAAGGCAUCCCCCAUUUAAGCCUCCUCAGAGGCUCCCCUGAUCUAUAAGGACUGAGUGCCAGCUCCUCUGCUGCGUGCCACACGAGGCCCUUCUGUGGCCCCUCUCCUCUUAGGCCUGUACCUUUCCCAUCUCCUCCCGUGUGCACCUCCUGUCCAGCCUCCCUCUCACUGCGUUACGUCUGCAGUGCCUUCACACAAGCUGUUUCUUUUGCCUGGAAUGACACUUCUUCCUCCAGUGAAUUCAUCCACCCUGUAUUGCUUCAAUAUUCAGCUCAAUCAGGCCCCUCUUGGGAGCCUUCAUUAACUGUUGGGCCAGCAGUGAGCUAUAGAGGCACUUUCCCUGCUCCCAUAGCACUGUGCUCAUGUCACAGUGGGCUCUUACCAUAAACUUCUUAUCAUCCUCUUGCACUGGACCUCAGACAUUCUGAGGACAGAGCCCCAGUGUGAUUCGGCUCCGUACCCCUAUUUCCACAUGACUCGGCUCCAUACCCCUAUAUCCACAUUACUCAGCUCCGUACCCCUAUAUCCACAUGACUCAGCGCCGCACCCCUAUAUCCACGUGACUCAGCGCCGCACCCCUAUAUCCACAACUCAGCGCCGCACCCCUAUAUCCACAUGACUCAGCGCCACACCCCUAUAUCCACAUGACUCAGCGCCGCACCCCUAUAUCCACAUGACUCAACCCCUACAUCCACAUGACUCAGAGCCGCACCCCUACAUCCACGUGACUCGGCGCCGCACCCCUACAUCCACGUGACUCGGCGCCGCACCCCUACAUCCACGUGACUCGGCGCCGCACCCCUACAUCCACGUGACUCGGCGCCGCACCCCUACAUCCACGUGACUCGGCGCCGCACCCCUACAUCCACGUGACUCGGCGCCGCACCCCUACAUCCACGUGACUCGGCGCCGCACCCCUACAUCCACGUGACUCGGCGCCGCACCCCUACAUCCACGUGACUCGGCGCCGCACCCCUACAUCCAGGUGACUCGGCGCCGCACCCCUACAUCCAGGUGACUCGGCGCCGCACCCCUACAUCCAGGUGACUCGGCGCCGCACCCCUGUAUCCAGGUGACUCGGCGCCGCACCCCUGUAUCCAGGUGACUCGGCGCCGCACCCCUGUAUCCAGGUGACUCGGCGCCGCACCCCUGUAUCCAGGUGACUCGGCGCCGCACCCCUGUAUCCAGGUGACUCGGCGCCGCACCCCUGUAUCCAGGUGACUCGGCGCCGCACCCCUGUAUCCAGGUGACUCGGCGCCGCACCCCUGUAUCCAGGUGACUCGGCGCCGCACCCCUGUAUCCAGGUGACUCGGCGCCGCACCCCUGUAUCCAGGUGACUCGGCGCCGCACCCCUGUAUCCAGGUGACUCGGCGCCGCACCCCUGUAUCCAGGUGACUCGGCGCCGCACCCCUGUAUCCAGGUGACUCGGCGCCGCACCCCUGUAUCCAGGUGACUCGGCGCCGCACCCCUGUAUCCAGGUGACUCGGCGCCGCACCCCUGUAUCCAGGUGACUCGGCGCCGCACCCCUGUAUCCAGGUGACUCGGCGCCGCACCCCUGUAUCCAGGUGACUCGGCGCCGCACCCCUGUAUCCAGGUGACUCGGCGCCGCACCCCAGUAUCCAGGUGACUCGGCGCCGCACCCCAGUAUCCAGGUGACUCGGCGCCGCACCCCAGUAUCCAGGUGACUCGGCGCCGCACCCCAGUAUCCAGGUGACUCGGCGCCGCACCCCAGUAUCCAGGUGACUCGGCGCCGCACCCCAGUAUCCAGGUGACUCGGCGCCGCACCCCAGUAUCCAGGUGACUCGGCGCCGCACCCCUGUAUCCACGUGACUCGGCGCCGCACCCCUGUAUCCACGUGACUCGGCGCCGCACCCCUGUAUCCACGUGACUCGGCGCCGCACCCCUGUAUCCACGUGACUCGGCGCCGCACCCCUGUAUCCACGUGACUCAGAGCCUUACCCCUAUAUCCAUGUCUCAGCUGUGUACCCCUGUGUCCACGUGACUCAGCACCGUGCCCCUAUAAUCCACUUUACUCAGCGCUGUACCCCUAUAUCCACCGCGCCUAGCAUGUGGGAAGUUCGUGCAGAGUUGUGUCUUUUUUUUUUUUUUUUGAGACAGGGUCUUACUCUGUUGCCCAGGCUGGAGUGCAGUGGCGUGAUCAUAGCUCACUGCAGCCUUGACCUCCCGGGCUCAAAAAGAUUCUCCCACUUCAGCCUCCCGAGUAGCUGGGACUAUGGGCACGUACCAGCAUGCCCGGCUAGUUUUUUAUUUUUGUAGAGAUGGGGUUUUACCUUGUUGCCCAGCCUGGUCUCGAAUUCCUGGGCUCAAGCAGUCUGCCCACCUCGGCCUCCCAAAGUGCUGGGAUUACAGGCGUGAGCCACCGCACUUUUUGGAGAUAAGGCAACAAAGGCACAUAGAACUGAAGUCACUGAGCAUGGACCUGAGCCUAGAACUCAAAGCUCUGGAUGCCUGAUUUGGUACCGUUUUCACUCCUCCAUAUUUCUGUAUGUCUCUGCCCUCCCUGGGGCAGGACCAGGAGCAGACAGAAAGAAGAGCUGAAAUUAGGAUUUUCUUCUGAGUUCUAGGCAGUCCCUGAGCUCAGUGCUGAGACUUCUCUAUUAACUAGAAACAGCCCCCAACUCCAGGCUAACUGGAAACUAGUUACUGCCCCUGAUUUAGUCCUCCUUAGUCAUUCAGCAAAUAACUUACCAAGCACCUACUAUGUGCCAGGUAUCACGUUAGGGUUGGGUGGUCGAGGAAGCAAGACUUCUGACCUCAGGGGACUUAUAGUAUGGUGGAAUAAACCCAGUAGAGCAGCCAGAGGCUGUCCUUGCGGUAGGAAUGCAGGGAGAGUGUGAGGUCAAAAAACAAACAAGAAGCAUUAGUCAUUCCAGCCAGCUGCGGGCUCUGGCCGUGCCUAGAGGGUACCUGAUCUCUGACUGAUGCAAGACCCCUGUGCACAGGCUCCAGGACAGACUUGGCUGGCUUCAGCAGCCUGCUCAGUUCCUUGCUCAGUUGAGAAUUCCUUUUUGAUACUUACCUUAUGGUACUUAUACCUUCCUACUUAAUCUGGUAACACAUCUCUCAUGUCAGGGCAAAGGGUUCAGCAAAGAAUUAGGUUCAGCAAGAAUAGGUUGUCAUUUUAAUGGCCCGAAGGGCUCAGCCAUGAGAAGCUGGUAAUUACUGGAGAAAUGCCUGGCCUUUCCCUCUCCAGUACAGGUGGCCCUGGGCGAAACCAUGGGGAGAGGAAGGGCAAGGCCCUGAUGGAAGUCACAGAUGAGCUCAGCUUAGGCUGAGCAUGCAUUUAGACUUGCGGGUAGAAGGAAGGGAAGGAGAAAACAUACAUAUUGGGCAACUCUGCUGGGCCAGGCCUUGUUCUCAUUUCAUCUCUACGCCUGCCUUGAGAAGUUCCCAUGUUAUGGCCCAGAAAAGGGGCAUAAAUGUCUCCCCACCUCUUCUAAUAGUUACAUCAACCGUCGGGUGACAGAGCUGGGCUUUGUGAUGCGAGUCUGAUCUCUGUCACACCAGUGAGCACAGUGUCAAGGCAAAGCCUUUGCAGCUGCACUCCACUCCAACAUUGUGAAGGAGGCCGGACGCUUAUAAUCCUAGCACUUUGGGAGCCCAAGGUGGGCGGAUCUCUUGAAGCCAGGAGUUCGAUGGAGGCCAGCCUGGCCAACAUGGUGAAACCCCAUCUCUACUAAAAUACAAAAAUUAGCUGGGUGUGGUGGUGCGCACCUGCAGUCCUAGCUACUGGGGAGGUGGAGGCUGCAGUGAGCCAAGAUCACACCACUUUGCACUCCAGCCUGGGCGACAGAGUGAGACUCUGUCCCAAAACAAACAAAACCCAAAAAUAAAGAAGUCAUCUUAAAGAAGUUUCAACAUUUGCCUUUUCAUUCUGAGAUUACAGUUUUCUAUAAACAUCUAAGAGUGAAGAGUCUGAGGUUUUUUGGUCACAGCUGAGCCACUGCACGACCCUCGCCUCACCCCAGCUCAGCCACUGCGUGACCCCUGCCCUGCCCCACACUCACUUUGCUCAAGGCAAAGCUGUACUCUGAAAGCUGGCCCCAAUGGGGAGGUUAGGACUGUGCCUGCUCAGAAGUCUGUGGGUGCCCCUCAAAGAAGGGCAAAGACCCUAGGCUGGACCCUACCCUUGAGAGUACUUCCUACUGCCAGAGCCCCCAGAUUUCUUCCAGUGGCAGCAGAUACUACCAGAAGAGCCUGCGGUGCACACACCAGAAUCUGGGUACCUGGAUGAGGAGGACACAUUACUGAUCACCUUCCUCCAGGCAACCCUGUAAGGACUACGGUCCGCCCCCAUUAUGUAGAUAGGGAAACAGAGGCAAAGAAGUUAGGAAACUCGCCCAGAACUCUCAGCUAAUGAAUGAAAAAGCAGAACUAAAACCCAGUGCUCUCCCUGGCUGGGGAAACAUGCAGAAGUUGAUAAACCCAGUGCUCUUCCUGGCUGGGCAAAUGUGUGGAAGUUGAUGUGCCUGGUUACUGUUUGUGCUUUGCUUAUCAUAACCAGUGACAGUGUGGUUAGCACUGUUAGCCUCAAGGGUAGCUGUGAGGAUUACUUGGGAUUGUCAUGUGGAAACACUUAACAGUGCAUAUUAACUAUGAGAAAAGCCACUGGAGAGUGAGCUUUAUGAGCUCUAUCACCACAGCUAGUCUGACCUAGGGGUAAGCAAAAUGGAAGACAGGAAAAAGGGAAUACAUUAGCUCAGGAAAGCGUGAGGGCCACGUGAGCUGCUUGAUUGGUAACGAUUUGUACAGGGGCUUUAUGGAUCACUAGAUUUUAAUUUGCAAGCCCUGAAACCGUCCUUAGUAUUCUCUGAAGCCCACAGUGCCAGUCGCCCUUCAUGCCUUGGCUAGCAGAAAGCUCAUCAUGAAUGGAUCCUCUUGAGAACUUCAGAGGGGUCAGGUGACGGUGACUAAGACUGCCUCGGUGAUCACGCUCGGUGCUAGGAGCUGAAAUCUGGGCCAAGAGCACAGUGAGUUCAGGCAGCUACUAUGUUUAAAAUAACUACUUUCCGGGACCUAAGCCAUGAGGACAUAAAGGCUUUAAGAGUGAUACAGUGGACUUUGGGGACUCAGGGUAAAGGGCUGGGGUGAGGGAUAAAAGGGUCCAGUGUACACUGCUUGGGUGAUGGGUGCCCCAAAAUCCCGGAAGUCACCACUAAAGAACUUCAUGUAACCAAACACCACCUGAACCCCAAAAACCUACUGAAACUUUUAAAAAUUAAAAAUAAAUACAUAAAAUAGCUACUUUUA
Messenger RNA from Pongo pygmaeus (Bornean orangutan), 8773 nucleotides. RefSeq names its product cytochrome b5 domain containing 2 (gene CYB5D2). NCBI's taxonomy places the organism in Eukaryota, Metazoa, Chordata, Mammalia, Primates, Hominidae. The record is from RefSeq and is a predicted model, not a curated record. Gene Ontology annotation, cellular component: endomembrane system; membrane. The coding region runs from base 590 to 1384 and encodes 264 amino acids. The transcript is spliced from 4 exons.